Molecule: messenger RNA, 7055 nt
Organism: Balaenoptera acutorostrata (minke whale)
Lineage: Eukaryota; Metazoa; Chordata; Mammalia; Artiodactyla; Balaenopteridae
Gene: MOGAT1
Product: monoacylglycerol O-acyltransferase 1
Exons: 6
Coding region: 153-1160 (335 amino acids)
Biological process (GO): triglyceride biosynthetic process; diacylglycerol biosynthetic process
Cellular component (GO): endoplasmic reticulum membrane
Molecular function (GO): diacylglycerol O-acyltransferase activity
Source: RefSeq, a predicted model, not a curated record
GUCCAGUCCGCGCCCACUCCGGGGCGGUCGCCGCCUCCUCUGCGCCGGGGUGCCGGGCGCUGGGCCGGCAGGCAGCGCACACCCUGCAGGCGCCGCGGAGCAGCGAGGUCCCAGGCGGCAGCGCUCGGCGCAGUCCUCGCUCCGGCCGGGCCAUGAAGGUCGAGUUUGCGCCGCUCAACAUCCCGCUGGCGCGGCGGCUGCAGACGGCGGCGGUGCUGCAGUGGGUCCUGUCCUUCCUUCUGCUCGCACAGGUGUGCCUUGGAGUCAUCGUGUUCCUGAUCAUAUACAACUACUGGUUCCUCUACAUCCCUUAUUUGACAUGGCUUUACUUUGACUGGCAAACCCCAGAGCAAGGAGGCAGGAGAUCCGACUGGGUCAGAAGCUGGACCAUUUGGAGGUACUUUAAGGACUAUUUUCCAAUUCAUCUCAUCAAAACUUGGGAUUUGAAUCCAAGUCACAACUACAUAUUUGGGUUUCACCCCCAUGGAGUGCUUGUUGCUGGAGCCUUUGGAAACUUUUGUACAAAUUAUUCAAACUUCAAGGAGCUGUUUCCUGGCCUUACUGCGUAUCUUCAUGUGCUUCCAUUUUGGUUCCGGUGUCCGCUCUUCCGAGAAUAUCUGAUGAGUAGUGGGCCAGUCUCAGUUUCCAGGAGAAGUGUGUGUCACGUGCUCAGCAAGGAAGGAGGUGGAAACAUCUCAGUCAUCGUGCUUGGGGGUGCAGAGGAAUCACUGGAUGCCCAUCCUGGAAAGUUCACUCUGUUCAUCCGCCAGCGGAAGGGAUUUGUGAAAAUUGCUCUGACCCAUGGUGCUUAUUUGGUGCCAGUGUUUUCUUUUGGUGAAAAUGAACUAUUUAAACAAGUUAGCAACCCUGAAGGCUCAUGGCUUCGAACUGUGCAGGAGAAACUACAGAAGAUCAUGGGAUUUGCUUUGCCACUGUUCCACGCCAGAGGAAUUUUUCAAUACAAUUUUGGCCUAAUGCCCUAUAGGAAACCCAUCCACACUGUUGUUGGCCGCCCAAUCGCUGUUCAUCAGACCCUGCACCCGACCCCAGAGCAGGUUGAGGAGUUGCAUCAGACCUAUAUGGAGGAGCUAAGGAAAUUAUUUGAGGAGCACAAAGGGAAGUACGGUAUUCCAGAAAAUGAAACUCUCAUUUUUAGAUAACUGUCCUCUUAGAAGGAUACAAGAGAGCGAGAGAAUAUCCCAUUGAAAGAACAAAUAUUUUAAAUAAAUUAAAUUUUUUCUUUGAUGAAGGAAUCAAAUUUGCAACUGAGAAGUAUUAUGUAUGGUGACAGAAGUUGAUGUUUAUCUAUGGUAACUAAACAUCCAGUGGGUGACUAUAGGGUAAGGUUGGAGAUGAUUAUCAGCCUUUUAAUCGUCUUCCUCAUUUAGGAAGGUAAAAAUUAUUUUACAAGUUAAGAAAAGGUUUAGAAUUAUUCACAUGCAGGACUUCCCUGGUGGCGCAUUGGUUAGGGAUCCACCUGCCAAUGCAGGGGACUCGAGUUCCAGCCCUGGUCUGGGAAGAUCCCACAUGCCGCAGAGCAACUAAACCAGUGCGCCACAACUACUGAGCCUGUGCUCUAGAGCCCACGAGCCACAACUACGGAGCCCGCGAACCACAACUACUAAAGCCUGCGUGCCUAGAGCCCAUGCUCCGCAACAAGAGAAGCCACUGCAAUGAGAAGCCAACGCACCACAGCAAAGAGUAGCCCCUGCUCGCCACAACUAGAGAAAGCCUGUGGGCAGCAAUGAAGACCCAACGCAGCCAAAAAAAACCCCAAAAUUAUCAUGUGCUUAAAAAAAAUGGCAGCUUCAAAAAAAAUAAUUAGACCCCUUUACUAAAUAUUAUGAUAACUUAAUGUGGCGUUUUCACUGAAUAUGACAGCUGUUGUUCAGCACAGCUGGAACAUUUACAAGACAGUGUGUAAAAUAAUUUGCCAUGUGGAACUGGAGGACAUCAUUUUUUUUCUGCUUGAACAGACCAUUUAUUAGUGAAUAAUGUUAUUUUUAAGACUUAGAUAAUUUGAUCCUUUAGGUCAUAUCAACCAACGCCUUUUUAUACAAUAUUGCAGAAUUUUAAUGCCAUUUUGGAGACAGGAUGAAUCUACCAUAUGGAAACCCAUGUGGAUGAGAGCAUGUCUUCUCUUUUCUAAUUAUGCUUAGAAAUAUUCAUUGUUGCCGUUUGCUUAGAAAUAUGUUCAUUUGCUACAGGUAAGGAGGUCUUUUGGAAGACAUGCUUUGGACGGGUUUUAAGACAUUGAAAUUCCAAAAGGUUUUCACAGUAAAAGCAGGGGUUUUAAUUGUCUUCCAAUAUGGCCUCUUCGAGUAAGAUGAGCUCUGAGAGACAGCGCCCUCUCUGGUGAGAUGUGACCAGUUCACCGUUGACUUGGGUUAUAUGAUUCUCCCUAAACCAGAAUGUCAGGUCCGAGAGAGCGGGAUCCUUGUCCUUCCUGUUCGUGGAUGUCUCCUUAGCGCCUGGGUCAGCUCAUGAUACAUAGUAGGCACGAAAUAAGUACUUGUUGAGUGGGUGCAUGAAAUAAGUACUUGUUGAAUGGGUGCGUGAAAUAAGUACUUGUUGAAUGGGUGCAUGAAAUAAGUACUUGUUGAAUGGUUGUAUUUCUAGGUGAACACGCAAACCUUGCCAUAGGUAAAGAAUUUUUUAAAGCUGUACCAUAGUAUGAAACCUAUUCUAAGAAAAGACGUACUUUCCGAAGGAGAUAAUGUAUGUCUGAUUGUCCCGUGCCAGUAAUUGACAAUAUUGCUGGCUAGUUUGUAAGGAGCAAGUUGAGGAGGUUUCUGAGAAUUAGUCACUAAGCAUUAAGUAAUUAUCCAAUAAGUAAGAAGAAUAUCUAGUUUCCAGGUGAUCUCCACUGCCACGUGUCUUUCUAUAUCUCCUCCACGCUCAGUAUUUGGGGGCAGCUUAUAUUGAGUUGUUCUAACUUAUUGUUAAUACGUGUUAAAACCCCUAAUUUUUAAAACAUCAGGCCCUGGGCUAGAGCCUGGAUUGGGUGUAGCAACAGCAAAACACAAUCAUGCUGGGUAAUGCUGUGAGUAGGAAAGCAUUUCACACACAAAAAAGGGAACCAUCUCAAUUGUUCUAUAGAAGACUUUUAGGCCAGCAUCCCUUUGGCUUCAUAUGGUUGAGCAGUCCAGGAGGCCACUGACCCAAGGCCUUAAAAUUAGAUCAGUUUUUUUGUCAAAGCAAGGAAUAGGGCACAUCCUAUUUUAUUCUCUCUCUCUUUUUUUUUUUUCUGACCUCUCCUUGUGGCUUGCGAGAUCUUAGCUCCCCAACCAGGGGUUGAACCUGGCCUCUGGCAGUGAAAGCGCCAAGUCCUAACCGCUGGACCUCCAGAGAAUUCCCAGGACACAUCCUAUUUUAAUAGAUGCGGAUAAUUUGAUGAUAAAUCCUUUUUGGUAUUACUCAAUACCAAACAAAUGGAAAAGGAGCACCAUUUACAUAAAACUAUACCCUAGCUGGUCAGGGGUAAGUCUUUCUGAGCAGAGCUGUGAGGCCCAAGUAACCACAACAACUAAAGGCCUUUAAGUAUUAUAAAAUCCAUGAACUUCAUUCCUUUGGAGAAGUUUAUGAAAAUCUCAUGACACAGUCUUUUGCGAUCUCACAAGGUAUGAAUUUUAAUCUCACACUCAGUAAUGAGGGGGCCAAGAUGACCACCAACCUCCACUGGAUUGUCUAGUAAGCAGUUAAAGCCCAUGUGUGGAAAGCAGAGGCCCUGAAAAAUGGGAAAAGUUCUGCUCUGAUGAAUUUAUUUAGAAUUAUGCCAUUUAAAAAAUCUAGACAUCAGCAACUUUAAUUUUGGCAUACAUAAAAUCUGAUUUUUAGGUACGUAUUAGGGAGUUGAUCUCCAGAGUCUUAAUCUAGCAAAGCCAGAAGUCCUUUCAUAAACUCAAAGCAUAAUUGUAAGUUCCAUACAGUCCUACAGACUGCAAAUGAAUAUAUAUAUAUUUUUUAAAUAAAUUUAUUUAUUUAUUUAUUUAUUUUUGGCUGUGUUGGGUCUUUGUUGCUGCGCGGGCUUUCUCUAGUUGCGGUGAGCGGGGGCUACUCUUCGUUGUGGUGCGCGGGCUUCUCAUUGCGGUGGCUUCUCUUGUUGCGGAGCACGGGCUCUCGGCGCGUGGGCUCAGUAGUUGUGGCUUGCGGGCUCUAGAGCGCAGGCUCAGUAGUCUUGGCUCCUGGGCUUAGUUGCUCCACGGCAUGUGGGAUCUUCCUGGGCCAGGGCUCGAACCCGUGUCCCCUGCAUUGGCAGGCGGAUUCUUAACCAUUGCGCCACCAGGGAAGCCCGCAAAUGAAUAUUUUGAUAGGAAUUUUUGCUACAACACAAACGUGAGCCAUAUAUUGUAUUCACUAGUAUGGUUGGAUGGAGAUCUCCUCAACUUUAAAGCUUCUCAUCUAAUAUAUAAUUGCAUGUAAAAUUUAAACAGCAAAACAAAAUAACAAGAACAACAACAACAACAAAAAUAACCCCAGAACACCGGAAGAGAAACUGGGCAUAUUGCCUUAAGAAAAUGUGCAUUUAUGCUAUUUGAUUUGGACAUUUCUUUCUCCUGUUUCCUUUGCACACCAGGUGCAGGCUGAGUCAUUUCCUUUGUCUUGCAGCUAGAAGUAUUGAAAUUGUCCCUACCCAGCUAGGUCUAUGAUGUUCACAUUGAAGUUUGCAGCUUUGGUGCUUAUGAAAGCCAGCCAGUUUUGCUCUGUCUCAAGGGGAACCAGGGCAAGGGAUGCUGUGUGAUUUAUGCAAACCCUUCACCAUGACUGUGAAAACAGUCAAAGUCUGUAUAAAUCAGGGGUGAUGAGUGAGCCUUUAUUAUUUGUGUAGGGUUAAAAGUAAAAUCCCUACUUCCAGUAGAAGGUACAUUUCUGUCAAGGGAAGCACAGGAGGUGGAAUCUAGAUUCAGUGCCCUUACUUCUGUAACUUUGCAUCUCUUCCAAACUACCUCACUGGUGCAGAUUGCCAAAUUUGUGAUAAAUCUGAAAACAUGUUUGUGGUGCAUUAUCUUUGUCUUCUUUUCCUCUGAAACAGGAGAAAAUGUUGAUGGGAUCUGUCGGUUGGUUGGUUUUUUCCAAUAGCCCAAGUUUGCUAGUUCUCAUAUAUAUAUGUAUUUUUUCUAAGCUAGGUGAUAAAAUGUCUAUUUGUGGGGCUGGGAAAGUUCCUUCUAGUAGAAUUUGUAUAUGUUUUUAAAGGAGAAAAACAAGGCAGUGUCGAAAUAACCAAGUAGUUGCUCCUGUUUCUCUAGGAUGGUAAACACAGAAGCAGUUCUUUAUAUUUAAAACAAAGGGAUUUCUCUAAUGCCUUGUAUUGGGUUGACCAAAAAGUUUGUUCCAGAUUUCGGUGUCACGAGACCCCGAACGAACUUUUUGGCCAACCCAAUAUUUUAGUUAUUUUAAUUAAUCCUUCCCAAACACCAUCAGCUUAGUGCCUUAAUAUCUUAUAUGAGAAGAAGAAAUUUUAUCUCAAUCCAUAGAUAACCCAUGGGGUGAUGAGUUCCUCGGUGGCAGAAUCUGUGCCUUGCGUAUGUUUCGAUCGUGGCCCAAAGAGAGCAGACUUCUGCCAUCUCUCUGUGAAUGCUUGAGGCAUUGACCUGGAAGUUUGAUGGAUGGUGCUGUGGAAGCCCAGUUUUAGAGCUCGAAGGGGCUUCAUAGUCUGUCAGUUAUUCCUUCUGCAGAUGAAGCAGUUGAACCCCAGUGAGGUUUAAUACGCAUUGGAACUGAGCCCAUGUUCUCGAUUGAACAGGAGGUACUGCUAUUCUGUGACUGUUGAUGAAUAAACCCAGGAAUCCUCCUAUAAAGCAAAAGCGUCAAAGAAGUAGAGUACGAUUAAAAAUACACUUAAGGCAAGGAAUUUAACAACUCUGCAGCAAGCUCUGUCUUACUGGUAUUAAGAACAUUUUUCUUUCUUGAGAUCAGUACACCGCAUUGUUGACUUUUCCUUUUUGCAAGAGCUAUUUUGGUGAUGUGUCCUGGGCAAAGCCCAAGUUUCCAACAGCAGGCUUAGCCACUGGAGCCUUACGUAUUGGAGCAGCAGGAUGGGGCAAGCUGCCUCAGGCCCAGGAUGGGUGACAGAGCCUGCAAACAUCUUCCCUCUCAGCUGUGUUGUGAUCGUUAAUGCAGCCAAAGCAACCCCACUACUCAGACAGAGGUGCAAGCAGAGCUUCUAUCACCUCACAGUCAUCUCCAAGCCCCAGUCCAUUUUGGCUUCAGCCUCUUCCAGCUGACUUGUCACAGCUGCUUUUUUUUUUUUUUUUUUUUAAAUAGCUCUUAGAUUCUGGUUAAGAAUUAUCUUAGGCUCUCUUGAGAAUAAAGAUAAAUCCGACCUUCCUUGUAUUUCCAAAGGAAUCGGGAAUUGGCGUGAUUCUCUCCUAUUUCAUUUCCAAACCAACUUGGAGCUUAAGGUCUUGCUGGUUGGAUUUCAAUCCCUCUUUUAUGGGGAUGCAGUCAUGUUGAGACAACCAGAGAAAGUAACUAUCCCAUUCUUUUCUGCUCCCCAGGCUUCUAUGUUCAAAUCAUCCUUUAGCCUCUGGCCUUCCACUAAGUGGCUAUGUGACCUGGGCUCAGUGGCUUCCUAUGUAAAUAGAGUUAGGAGUGAAUGAUCUCCGAGGUUCCUUCUGGCUCUAUCUCUGUGGUCUCUCCCUGGCCUUUUUUCUGUCAUUGUGAUGACAUCUAGUUGGAGACGCAGAUUUAUGUGAUGACUUUUCCUUUUCCUGUACCGUCCUCAUUUGAUUGUGUUCCUACAAGACAUGCAGUGAGUUCAAACGAUUGUCUCACUUUCUUGUUAUUUAUAAAACACAGAUUGCUACUGAAAUUUCUUCACAGUGACCUUUCAUCAUGGUGUUUUUAAGAAAUAAUUUAAAUCUCUAAGUAAAAAUCAGAGAAAUUUAUCUCUGAGGCUUCCUUCUUUAUAUCAUUCAAAACUAGGGCAUAACAGUUUAUUACCUGUUAAACUCUUUAUAGGAGAUGGUGAAUUUUUAUAUUUUCUUUAUUGGGUGUGUGGCUGUGUGCUUUUUAAAAGCUCUCGGUUUGUAAAGUUUUGACCAAUAAAUGUGUUU